CCUUUCUCAAAAAAAGACAAACACUAGCGGAUUUUUGGCUCCAAUUCCAUUCUAUUCGCGAUUAACCUUCUUUCCCCUCGUCCCUUCCCCCCCUCCCUUCUCGUCUUUAGAAUUCAUUUGGAUGAUUUUCCAAUCCAUUAAAUCCCUUGCGUGGCCGUUGAACCACUUGCAUCGAAUCCCUUCAUCUUGACUGGACGAGCGGGAAAUUUCCCAGUUACUUUCCUGAGGGCAACAACGGGCAGGGUGCAGCGCGCUAGCGGUUUGUUUUUCUGCUUCCUUUUUCUUGUCUGGUUCUUGUAGUACUUUCUACUGUACUCUUCUUCCUGCAGAGGUCGUCAUGACAGUUGCCGCGCCACCUGUGGCUCCGGUCCAUGAAAAUGGACUCAACGGAGUUCCGCAUGGACACCAUGUGAACAUGAGCCUGCCACGUUUCCAUCCAAUCGCCAUGAACCCGACUCAGAUUGCACACCAUGAACACAUCAUGCAAAAUCACCAUCACUUCCGACCCUUCCAACCUCCACCUAUGCAAGAGCCGGGUCCUCCGGCGCCGCCACCACCGCAUCAUCCGGUGAACAUAGACCACAUCGAGGCCCGCCUAAGGCAAUUGGAGCACGAAGAAGCAUCGCGUAUGGCAGCUCGUAGCCAUCUACUUGCCAUUCGAAAGCGAGAGGACGAAGAUUAUCGUAGGAUGACCGAAAAUGCCGAAGCCGAAGAAGAGGACCUACGUAGGCAACGAAAACGCCUGAAGCGGGAGUCGAUGGGACUGGGAUUUAAUGCAGGCAUGGAUUCUCCGCCUCUUCGCCCGACGCCGCCGCGUCGUCUCUCGGAGACCAAUGCGGCCACCACCCUUGCGUUCUUCAAGCAGCAAAGUCCUCCAGAGCCCCGGCCAAUUCCUCCACCGCCAGUUCAAGCACCCCCGCCUCAUCCUCCGCCGCAGCACAUUCCUCACGAUCCGACGGGCGCGACCUCGAUCCGACGGAAACAGAAAUAUACCAUUAAGAACGUGGAAGCGUGGGGGGAACGCCAUGGACGGCCGGCGGCACAUGAUCCUUCCGGACGAGCCCUGUGGAAGCGACCGUCGGACGGGAGUCUGGUGUAUCUGACGUGCCCGGUGUCCGGCUGUGGCAAGUCGGAUUUCGUAACCCUCCACGGGUUCAUGUGCCAUCUGACCAAGAAGCACAAGGACCGCAGUUUGGGGAGUCAGUCCCGCGCCCUCGAGGUCUGUGGGAUCGUCUACGAUCCGAACGCUCCUCUGCCUCCGAUGUCCACGGUGAAUCGUGCAUCAACCGAGGAAAGUCGUCUGGAAUCGGCCCCCACCGACCCGGAGGGCUACCAGCAAGAGGUGGAUUAUUCUUCGGGCUCCGAGGAGGAGGAAACACCAGAGAAGCCUUGCCUCGUGAAGACCGAAUCCUCAGACCGGCCGUUGCCCAUUCCCGCCGCGUCUCUGCCGGCCGAAGAGGACCGAAAUAAGGCGCCCAAUCCCACCCCCAACACCUCCACGAAGCAGUCCAUCUCUUCCAUCAUUGACCGGGACCCCGAAGACGAUGCUCGCGAGCGGAUAAACUCCAUCCCUCGUCCUCUUGAGACCGUAUCCCGAGCCUCUCCCGAGCCACCACGCCCUACCUUGGACGAGGCUGAAAUGCCUCGACACCGAGAACGAGACCUCGAAACCGAGCGCAGCAGCGUGUUGAAAGAAACCGCUGAGGCUAGAUAAUCAAUGCAAGAGAAGAAACAAAAAACAAACACAACGUAUUCAAAAAUUGGUCUCCCUUUGCCUAUCCAGCAUUUGUUUCCUCGUUUUCUUCCCCUGAGGACCAAAACACCUACAUCAUUUGCAUCCCUCCCUCCACCACACAACUCCACCUCGCAUAGUAUGAGCAUGCUUUAGCCUUCGUUCUCCGUUUGCCGCUUUGCAUCAAUACCCUUCCAUUCAUCGUGCAUUUAUGGGUGGUCCUUUGUAUGUUUUAUAAUAGUGUAAUGCCUCUCUCUCUCUCUUAUAUAUCACCUUGGUGGUUAUAUUGUCACUUUAUAUUUAAUUAUGCUAUGGAUUGAGGUGCCAAUUCAAUUUGAGCGUUAUUUAUGGACACUCGUGUAGAUGGUCACGGCAGGACAUUUUCUAGAUAGGACUCGAUCCGGUGCUCAUCACCUAAGACUGAUAUUCGAGAUCAUUCCAUUCUAGGCAUUGAAGAGUCAUCUGUGAGCCACUACCUACAACUAGACAUAGUCAACAUAAC
Messenger RNA from Aspergillus melleus, 2234 nucleotides. RefSeq lists its product as uncharacterized. The record is from RefSeq and is a predicted model, not a curated record. The transcript is spliced from 3 exons. NCBI's taxonomy places the organism in Eukaryota, Fungi, Ascomycota, Eurotiomycetes, Eurotiales, Aspergillaceae. Bases 338 to 1714 code for a protein of 458 amino acids.